CAACAAUAUUUCAUUUCUUGCGUCAACAUUUGAACCAUUGAUUUUUUUUCAUAAAACUCCAUUUUGAAACCGAAAAACUUGUUGUGGAACUUCUGUACUCUAGAGUGGGGAUGGAUCUUUGCCCAUUAUCGCGCCCAUCUCCGGCGGCUCUUCUCCGGCAAGGUCAAAGUUCAAAUUUUUUCUCGUGCAAUGCGGGGCCGUCUUUUCCCCACGCAAGAUGCGCUCUGAAUCCCAGCUGCGGUACAGGGGAGGAAACCCAGGUCAAAGGUCGAAUGUUCAUUUUAGGAAUGGGAUUUGUUGGAGAGUUCUUCGCUGCAGCUUUGAAGAGCAAAGGAUGGGCAGUAUCUGGAACUUGUACUAGCGCUGAAAAGAAGAAGAGACUGGACGAAAUGGGACACCACGCAUUUGUCUUUGAUGCCAAAAAUCCAUUACCUGAGGUCCUAGAUGUCAUGAGAUAUCACUCACAUCUUCUCAUAUCAAUUCCACCUGUUCCCGCCAUCGGUGAUCCUAUGCUUCAACAUAAAGAAUUACUAAAUAAUAGUUUGAAAGAUGGCGAUCUCAGGUGGCUCGGCUACUUGUCAUCAACUAGUCUAUAUGGGGACUGUAGUGGUGCAUGGGUAGAUGAAGAGUUUCCAGCAAGGCCUACAAACGAAUCGGCUAGAGCUAGAUUAGCUGCUGAAGAAGGAUGGCUGCAGUUGGGUCUUGAUCUUGAGGUUGCUGCCCAUGUAUUCCGACUUGGUGGUAUCUAUGGCCCUGGCAGAAGUGCUGUUGGUACCAUUCUUAAGCAGGGGAAUCUCUCAAAGAAUCAGGUCAUAAGAUCUUCCAAGCAUUUCAUCUCUCGAGUUCAUGUUGCUGACAUCUGCCAAGCACUCAAUGCCAGCAUCCAGAAUCCAUCUCCGGGUAGGAUAUACAACAUAGUGGAUGAUGAGCCUGCUCCUAGAGAGGAAGUGUUUGGAUUUGCUGAGAGAUUGGUUGAGAAGAAAUGGCCAGACAUGGUCCUCACCAAACAGUGCGAUGAAGAUUCACCAGUUCUGUCCAGUGGAGCUUAUAGAGGAGGCGAAAAGCGAGUUUCAAAUGCCCGGAUGAAAAAAGAACUUGGAGUUGAGCUGAUUUACCCAACAUACAAGUCUGGGCUGGUUAGCAUCAUUGACCAAAUGGCUAUGCCCUGAAUUCUUUCUUCCUCCUGAAGUCGAUUGGGUUCUAUAUGCAUCAAGAAAUGGAAAAGGCUAAAAGUGCCCCCAUGGGAGUAGCCUUUGGGUCACUAUAGCAAGAUCCUCAAGAAAGCUAAGUUGAUCUCUUAACCCUAUUAGCAAUUGAUGCAAAUAGGAGAAAACUGUUCACUUGUUAAUUGCAUAACUAAUUAAGGAGUGGUGCUAGAAUAAAAUCAAGUUUGACAUCGCGGAUGACAACUGUUUGUAAAUUUGCACACACACACUAUAAUCAUCUGCGAAUUGUACUUGUUCCCAUAAGAUUGCAUAAAUUACAAUUAAGGUU
Cuscuta campestris is the source of this 1494-nucleotide messenger RNA. NCBI's taxonomy places the organism in Eukaryota, Viridiplantae, Streptophyta, Magnoliopsida, Solanales, Convolvulaceae. The record is from the annotation of a GenBank genome assembly.